Messenger RNA from Macrosteles quadrilineatus (aster leafhopper), 884 nucleotides. Its product is annotated as ataxin-10-like. The record is from RefSeq and is a predicted model, not a curated record. Gene Ontology annotation, cellular component: cytosol. Lineage: Eukaryota; Metazoa; Arthropoda; Insecta; Hemiptera; Cicadellidae. The transcript has 5 exons. The coding region runs from base 339 to 884 and encodes 181 amino acids. Gene Ontology annotation, biological process: neuron projection development.
AUUCUUAUUUCUGUUUCUGUCUGUCGGUUGUAGUGAUUGUUUCUGUUAUUCAUUCAUCCAUUACGGUUCCGAAUUCCGAUUUGAUAUGUGUAAUGAUUAGUGAAUGAAGAAAGCAAUAUAAAUAAAAUUAGUAGUGACAAGAAGCAGCAAAAGUGUCUGAAUUAUUUUGUUGUGAUACAGGCUUUGUUAGGCUAGGCCAUUCAGAAUCAGGCUAGGCCUAGUACAACCAGUGUUAGUUAGGCCAAGCAAUAUACAAGAGGCAAGAUUUUUCCAACACACAUUCAUCAGAUUCGUCUUAAUUCUUGAUAACUAACUUACGAUUAGGAUAGAACUGCGGAAUGGAUGAUCCAGCAGACUUAUUACAUCGGCUCGUUUUAGAAGACACACCUCCGGUAGACACCUUGACCGAUUGUUUUCGCAGCCUUAGAAACAACUGCGCUGUAAAUUCUGAGGUACAAAGCUCUCUGGCGGAGUUAUCCGUUCUGAAUGACGCCAAUCUUGCAAUCAACAAAAGUUUGGAUAAGAGGGGAGACGAUUGGACGUUAUGUUUGAGGAUCAGUGCUCAGUUCCUGGGGAAUCUCAUUGUAAACAACCCCAAAACACAGCGGAUUGUGUGGACCAAAUGCUGCUCUCAGUUAAAACAAAUGGCGACACACGGAGAUGAAAAACUGACUAAUAUCUGCAUGAUGGUGUUGUACAAUAUACUACUUGGGUGUCCUAAUCUAACCAAGGACUUUAUCUCUGAUGAAGAGUUUGUGAGAAUAGUCUGCACAAGUGGUGGAGAUGGUCUUGAGUUUGCGCAAUAUAUAAUGGAACAUCUUAUGACUCAGGAUGUAGACUGGGCCAAAGUUUACACUUCUCAAGUUCCAGUUCAGGGAAGGUGA